AAAGCCAGCGAAGCACGGGCCCAACCGGGCCAUGUCGGGGGAGCCUGAGCUCAUUGAGCUGCGGGAGCUGGCACCCGCUGGGCGCGCUGGGAAGGGCCGCACCCGGCUGGAGCGUGCCAACGCGCUGCGCAUCGCGCGGGGCACCGCGUGCAACCCCACACGGCAGCUGGUCCCUGGCCGUGGCCACCGCUUCCAGCCCGCGGGGCCCGCCACGCACACGUGGUGCGACCUCUGUGGCGACUUCAUCUGGGGCGUCGUGCGCAAAGGCCUGCAGUGCGCGCGCCUCUCUGCAGAUUGCAAGUUCACCUGCCACUACCGCUGCCGCGCGCUCGUCUGCCUGGACUGUUGCGGGCCCCGGGACCUGGGCUGGGAACCCGCGGUGGAGCGGGACACGAACGUGGACGAGCCUGUGGAGUGGGAGACACCUGACCUUUCUCAAGCUGAGAUUGAGCAGAAGAUCAAGGAGUACAAUGCCCAGAUCAACAGCAACCUCUUCAUGAGCUUGAACAAGGACGGUUCUUACACAGGCUUCAUCAAGGUUCAGCUGAAGCUGGUGCGCCCUGUCUCUGUGCCCUCCAGCAAGAAGCCACCCUCCUUGCAGGAUGCCCGGCGGGGCCCAGGACGGGGCACAAGUGUCAGGCGCCGCACUUCCUUUUACCUGCCCAAGGAUGCUGUCAAGCACCUGCAUGUGCUGUCACGCACAAGGGCACGUGAAGUCAUUGAGGCCCUGCUGCGAAAGUUCUUGGUGGUGGAUGACCCCCGCAAGUUUGCACUCUUUGAGCGCGCUGAGCGUCACGGCCAAGUGUACUUGCGGAAGCUGUUGGAUGAUGAGCAGCCCCUGCGGCUGCGGCUCCUGGCAGGGCCCAGUGACAAGGCCCUGAGCUUUGUCCUGAAGGAAAAUGACUCUGGGGAGGUGAACUGGGACGCCUUCAGCAUGCCUGAACUACAUAACUUCCUACGUAUCCUGCAGCGGGAGGAGGAGGAGCACCUCCGCCAGAUCCUGCAGAAGUACUCCUAUUGCCGCCAGAAGAUCCAAGAGGCCCUGCACGCCUGCCCCCUUGGGUGACCUCUUGUACCCCCAGGUGGAAGGCAGACAGCAGGCAGCGCCAAGUGCGUGCCGUGUGAGUGUGACAGGGCCAGUGGGGCCUGUGGAAUGAGUGUGCAUGGAGGCCCUCCUGUGCUGGGGGAAUGAGCCCAGAGAACAGCGAAGUAGCUUGCUCCCUGUGUCCACCUGUGGGUGUAGCCAGGUAUGGCUCUGCACCCCUCUGCCCUCAUUACUGGGCCUUAGUGGGCCAGGGCUGCCCUGAGAAGCUGCUCCAGGCCUGCAGCAGGAGUGGUGCAGACAGAAGUCUCCUCAAUUUUUGUCUCAGAAGUGAAAAUCUUGGAGACCCUGCAAACAGAACAGGGUCAUGUUUGCAGGGGUGACGGCCCUCAUCUAUGAGGAAAGGUUUUGGAUCUUGAAUGUGGUCUCAGGAUAUCCUUAUCAGAGCUAAGGGUGGGUGCUCAGAAUAAGGCAGGCAUUGAGGAAGAGUCUUGGUUUCUCUCUACAGUGCCAACUCCUCACACACCCUGAGGUCAGGGAGUGCUGGCUCACAGUACAGCAUGUGCCUUAAUGCUUCAUAUGAGGAGGAUGUCCCUGGGCCAGGGUCUGUGUGAAUGUGGGCACUGGCCCAGGUUCAUACCUUAUUUGCUAAUCAAAGCCAGGGUCUCUCCCUCAGGUGUUUUUUAUGAAGUGCGUGAAUGUAUGUAAUGUGUGGUGGCCUCAGCUGAAUGCCUCCUGUGGGGAAAGGGGUUGGGGUGACAGUCAUCAUCAGGGCCUGGGGCCUGAGAGAAUUGGCUCAAUAAAGAUUUCAAGAUCC
Messenger RNA from Homo sapiens (human), 1859 nucleotides. RefSeq names its product Ras association domain family member 1 (gene RASSF1). Gene Ontology annotation, molecular function: small GTPase binding. The record is from RefSeq and is marked reviewed. Gene Ontology annotation, biological process: signal transduction. Gene Ontology annotation, cellular component: cytoskeleton; centrosome; spindle pole. Bases 32 to 1066 code for a protein of 344 amino acids. The transcript has 6 exons. Lineage: Eukaryota; Metazoa; Chordata; Mammalia; Primates; Hominidae.